Molecule: messenger RNA, 2400 nt
Organism: Coffea arabica (coffee)
Lineage: Eukaryota; Viridiplantae; Streptophyta; Magnoliopsida; Gentianales; Rubiaceae
Product: phospholipase A1-II 1-like
Biological process (GO): lipid metabolic process
Molecular function (GO): glycerophospholipid phospholipase A1 activity
Source: RefSeq, a predicted model, not a curated record
AUGUUGAAGGGCAUACCACAGAGAUGGAGGUUGCUGAGUGGCCAGGAUAACUGGAAGAAUCUCUUGGAUCCACUUGACAUUGAUCUUCGUCGUUACAUUAUCCACUAUGGUGAGAGAGCUCAAGCAACUUAUGACACAUUUGACCACGAAAAGGCAUCAAAGUAUGCAGGUUCCAGCCUAUACAAACCAGAUGUUCUAUUUAAAUCCGUAGGUUUAUAUAAGAGAAACCCGUUCAAGUACAAAGUUGUUAAGUAUCUGUAUGCGACAUCAAAAACUAGUGUUCCAGAUGCAUUUAUCGUGAAGUCAUUGUCAAAAGAUUCUGUGUGCAAGGAAUCAAACUUUAUGGGGUAUGUUGCUGUAGCCACUGAUGAAGGGAAGAUUGCACUUGGAAGAAGAGAUAUUCUUGUUGCCUGGAGAGGCACAAUCAGAAAUAUAGAAUUAGCGAAGGAUUUUGAUUUUCCUCUGGUGCCAGCAUCUGUGAUACUUGGAAAGGACAUUAAUGCUAAGGUUCACAAGGGUGUACUUUCAAUUUAUACUUCAUCUGAUCCUCAAUCAACAUACAACAAACAGAGCGCAAGGGUUCAGGUUCUUGAAGCGAUAAAGUCACUAGUUCAGGAAUUCAAGAAAGAGGAAGUGAGCAUCACAAUAGCUGGCCACAGCUUGGGAGCUGCCCUUUCAACUAUGAAUGCAGCUGAUAUUGUUGCCAAUGGUUAUAACAAGACUAGAGGGAUGCCAAACAAGUCUUGUAUGGUAACAGCCUUUGCAUUUGGAAGCCCACGGGUUGGAGACUCAAACUUCAGGAAUGCAUUUGAGUCUAUGAAUGACCUUCAUCUUUUGAGAGUUAGAAAUAUCCCAGAUUUGGUCCCCCAAGUCCCACCAAUCCCAUACGCUGAUGUAGGAGCAGAGCUGCAAAUAGACAGCCGAAAAUCGCCUUACUUGAAGCGUAAUGGGAACUUGGAAAUCUGGCACAAUUUGGAGGCAGCUUAUCUCCACGCAGUUGCAGGAACACAAGGAUCUAAGGGAGGAUUUCACUUAGAAAUCAAGAGAGACAUUUCCCUUGUGAACAAAAUUUUAGAUGCAGUAAAAGAUGAAUAUUUGAUACCAACUGGUUGGUGGUGUCUAAAGAAUAAAGGAAUGGUUCAACAGGAUGAUGGCUCUUGGAAACUGGAAGAUCAUGACAGAGAUAAUUAAUUGUUUAGGGAUUCUACUGUAAAUCAAACCUGUUCUUGAUGUGGCUAUAAUCAGCUCCAAAUUCUGCUUUUUUGGCUUUUCAGCUUUUCAUUUCUAUCUUUGAAUCAACAAGCGAGUCCCAAUAAAACUAAGAUCAAAGAGAACUAAUCCUCGAUAGAAGUCGUGAAGCAAUAGGAAUCCAAAUCAUGACAGCCAACUCCAGCUCUCACCAUUUUCAGUAGACAAAAAAGGGGUGAGCAAAACAAAUCUGAUAUACUACACUGGUAGAUCUGCUAACCCCAGCUAGGUGCUGCCAACAACAUUGGACUCUAAGCUUUGAGGAAAAAUCCAUGUAAUGAUUGGAGGACCAUCAGUUAACAGGUUUGUUCCACAUUGAAGUUAUACCAACUGAAGUUUAUCAAAAUUAGAUACUUACAUUCUAAUUUUGAACUUUUCAUGAACUGAGAUGUCAAACUUAGUUUGGAAAAUAAAAUGUGCAAUCGUAGUCCUCAUUUGGCUCGAACACCACAUAUUCUUUAAAUAGACGUGCAAAUUUAUCUUUACGAUACACACUAGUCCCUUUUGAGAUGCACAUCAAAUCUUAACCAUGAAAUACUUCAUAUGGAGAUUUAGGAAACUCUCCUCACCCGAAGUGUUCAAUUGUCACAUGCACUUUUACAAUCCUUGGCCACACGGUCGCACACCGGCCAUGACCAAAAACCACAAGGAUAUACGUUCACAACCAACACAGACAAUAUAUGCACCUAUAAAGCCACUCAAACACCCCUUCUAUUUUAAGGUAUGUAGGUAUGUUGGUGCAUCUAAUUAUUUGUCACCCAUGGAAAGUUGGUAACAUAGAAGGACAACUUUUUGCCACCACUAAUAACUAUUGCAAUUGGUUUUGUUAUUUUGGUUGGUGGCCUCCUAAACUAGAAACACCCGUAGCCCCAUGUUCCCUACACCUCUUCUUCAUUACUGGAUAUUGCUGUUCUGAAGAAUCAAUAUAGGAUCACAAGCAAAAUGCAAUAGGGUAAACAAAGCUUAAACCUUAAUAAAGUCCCUAUCCUCUGUCAGAUCUCAACAACUAACAUGCUCAAUUGCCUAUAAAUGGCUUGCUUAAACUGAAUAUUGAAAAUUAUUAGGUACUAAAACUCUAUAUGUAUAUAUAAUACACACACACACAGACAAUUCAUUUGUUGCUUCAUAGAUAUAUUUAAAACUUCAGUAAGA